AUGGAACCACCAAGCAAUAUGUUCUGGGAUCCGGCGAUCUUAAAUGGGGUGUUCAACUGGACUGCAUGGUAUAGACAAGAUGCUACUCUAAUGUGGCUGUAUGGCCACAAGUACACACUGAAUCGUUCAGAAAGCAAUGAUGCCAGGGAACUAUUCGGAAACACAAAUUUUCAUAAAGAGAAAACAAGAGAAGUAGCUGGGAUGAUAUCUAAUUGUAAAGAUCAAGCUGAAAGGUAUAAACUAGUUCAUAAAAUGCAAAAAUAUGUAACUGUAGAUAUGUACGGUGGAUGCUAUGACAGACUUUGUGAACGUGUCAGUAAAUCCGAGAACAAAAGUUGUGAUGAGAUUCUAAAACAAUAUAAAUUCUACCUGGCUUUUGAAAACUCUUUGUGUAAAGAUUAUGUUACAGAAAAAUACUGGAAUGCUUUAAAGCGGGAACAGAUUCCUAUAGUUAACUGGAAGAAUAUAAGUGAAAAUAUCGUCAUACCAAAGUCGUAUAUAAAUGUUUACGACUUCAAAGACAUAAAAUCAUUGGCAAACUAUGUGAAAAAA
Mercenaria mercenaria is the source of this 552-nucleotide messenger RNA. Its product is annotated as glycoprotein 3-alpha-L-fucosyltransferase A-like. The record is from RefSeq and is a predicted model, not a curated record. The annotation marks the transcript as partial. Gene Ontology annotation, molecular function: alpha-(1->3)-fucosyltransferase activity. The transcript has a single exon. Lineage: Eukaryota; Metazoa; Mollusca; Bivalvia; Venerida; Veneridae. Gene Ontology annotation, cellular component: membrane.